AUGACAGGCAGCAACACCAUAGUUCUCAUCUCAGGAGCCAAUCGAGGCCUUGGCAGAGGUCUGCUUGAGAAGUACCUUGCACAGCCAAACCACAUCGUCAUUGCAGCGAAUAGAGCUCCAAACCCGACAACUGCAAAGGAAUUCCAGAGCCUCCCCAGUGGAGCAGGCAGCAAAGUCAUCGUCGUCAAGCUCGACGCAACUGUGACUGAGGAUGCGUUCGACGCUGUUCGUGAGCUCCAGAGCGAAGGAAUCCAGCAUUUGGACACUGUGAUCGCGAAUGCCGGUUUCAGUUUCAGUUUUCCAGCUGUAAAGGAUCUGAAGCCCGACGAUAUGCAGAAGCAUCUGGUUCCAAAUGUCUAUGGCGUGGUGAGCUUGUAUCGGGCGACAAGAGAUCUGCUGAACAAGGCUGCGGGGCCGAAAUUUAUCACCAUGGGUAGCAGUGCGGGAUGGCUUGAAAACCAGCAUCCAGUUUCGAAUGCAGCUUAUGGUCCAACCAAGGCAGCGGUACACUGGUUGACGAAGCGCAUGAAUGGUGAAGAGGACAAAAUUACUGCCUUCGUGAUGGAACCUGGAUUCGUUCAGACAGAUAUGGGCAAUAAGGGCGCAAAGGCUAUUGGCUUUGGUGAUAUGGCGCCGCUUCCAGUGGAGGACUCCGUCAGUGGCAUGAAGAAGGUGAUCGACGCCGCAACCAAAGAGUCUCAUGGCGGCAAGCUCUGGGGUUGGGACGGCGAGAAGCAGCAGUGGUAGCCAGACCAGGCGAAAAGUCCAAGAAAGCGUAGAAGAGAAGAGUUCGCAGGUUUGGCAGUUGGUUAAUAAAUGUCGAGCGAUGCCGUAUUUCGCAAAAAGACUG
Pseudocercospora fijiensis CIRAD86 is the source of this 850-nucleotide messenger RNA. RefSeq lists its product as uncharacterized. The transcript has 3 exons. Bases 1 to 747 code for a protein of 248 amino acids. Gene Ontology annotation, molecular function: oxidoreductase activity, acting on the CH-OH group of donors, NAD or NADP as acceptor. The record is from RefSeq and is a predicted model, not a curated record. Lineage: Eukaryota; Fungi; Ascomycota; Dothideomycetes; Mycosphaerellales; Mycosphaerellaceae.